AAGGGCAGCAAAUACAACUUCCCAGCCCAGCCUGCAGAAGAAAGACUUUGAUGGAUGUUACAUUAGUGCCUAAUAUGAUGCCAAGAAAUAGUUUGGAAGUAUCUACUUGUAAGAUGACAGAGCCAUUUAAUUUUGAGAAAAAUGAAAGCAAGCUUCCAUCACACGAUUCUUUAAGAAGUCCUGGAGCACACCAUAACCAUCCGAGUUUCAGGUUGAAAAGCCCAGAGAAUGGGAGUAAAAAAGACAAUUUUUUGCUUUGUGAGCAAACCAAACAAUAUUUAUCUAGUCAGGAAGACAAUUCAGUAUCUUCAAAUCCUAUUGGUAUCAAUGGAGAAGUGGUUGGAUCCAAAGGAGACAGGAAGAUAAUGCCAACAGGUAAUGCAGUGUUACCACUAAGUCUUGGAAAUAAUUCACCAUCCAAAGAAGUAAAAACUCCCAGUGAUGAUGAUGUACCUCUUACAAAGUCCAAAAAAUUAUACAAGUUGGCCGAAAAUUCCUUGUCCAUAAAUAAUCCAGCACUCUUCAACUCUUUAGGACCUCCUUUGCGGUCAACAACCUGCCAUUGCUGCGGCCUGUUUGGGUCGCUGAGAUGUUCUCAGUGCAAGCAGACCUACUAUUGCUCCACCACAUGUCAGAGGAGAGACUGGUCUGCCCACAGCAUCGUGUGCAAGCCUGUCCAGCAAAAUUUGCACAAACUUGAAGAGAACAAAUCACCUUUUGACACAAAGAACAUUGAAGUGAAAAAUGAGAGUGACUGUCCCCUUGGAGUAGCUAAAGAAAUAUCUGUUGGUACUGAGAAAACAAUGUUUUCUGAUUUGAAAAGUCUACAACUCAAGAAAACCAUGGAAGUGAAGGGUACAGUUACAGAAUUCAAGCACCCAGGUGACUUUUACAUCCAGUUAUAUUCUUCAGAAGUUUUAGAAUACAUGAACCAGCUCUCAGCAAGCUUGAAAGAAACAUAUGCAAAUAUGGUGCAUGAGGAAGAUUACAUGCCCGUUAAAGGAGAAGUUUGUGUUGCCAAGUACACUGUCGAUCAGACCUGGAACAGAGCAGUAAUCCAAGAGGUAGAUGUGCUACAGAAGAAAGCACAAGUCUUGUAUAUUGAUUAUGGAAAUGAUGAAAUAAUUCCAAUAGACAGAAUUCAUCCACUGUGUAGAAACACGAACUUGUUUCCACCCUGUGCCAUAAAGUGCUUUGUGGCUGGCAUUGUGCCCGCAGAGGAGGAUUGGAGCAAUGAUUGUAUCAAAACUGUUAAAUCACUGUUAAUGGACCAGUACUGUUCUAUAAAGAUUAUUGAUGUCUUAAAUGAGGAUGUGCUUACCUAUGCAGUAGACAUUAUGCUGCAAAGUUCAGGAAAACUCCUAGACCAUGUGCUUGUAGAAAUGGGAUAUGGUUUGAAACCCAAAGAACAGAAUUCUAAGAAGCAAAGUGCAGAUCAGGGUGAUCCUGACGACAUUGGGAAAAUGACGGCUGAAAACAAAAUUGUGAUAGAGAGAAGUGCGCUCAUCCCCAAGGCCCUCACCCUGAAUGUGGGAAACGAGUUCUGCGGGGUAGUCGCUCACAUUCAGACACCAGAGGACUUCUUUUGUCAACAACUACAAAGCGGUCACAUGCUUGCUGAACUCCAGGCAUCUCUUAGUGAGUACUGUAAUCAAGUGUCUCAACGUUCCGGCUUUUAUCCAACCAUUGGUGACAUAUGUUGUGCCCAGUUCUCAGAGGAUGACCAGUGGUAUCGGGCGUCUGUCCUGGCCUAUGCUUCUGACGAGUCUGUCCUGGUUGGAUAUGUUGAUUAUGGAAACUUUGAAAUCCUUAGCUUGACAAGACUUUGUCGUAUUACUCCAAAGUUGUUGGAACUGCCGAUGCAAGCUCUCAAGUGUGUUCUGGCUGGAGUAAAGCCAUCAUUGGGAGUUUGGACUCCAGAAGCUAUUUGCCUCAUGAAAAAAGUGGUUCAGAACAAAAUGGUUAUGGUGAAAGUGGUGGACAGGCUGGAAAAUAGCUCCCUGGUGGAGCUAAUAGAUACAUCUGUGACUCCAAACAUGAGCGUGGCCAAAGUUCUCAUUGAUGCAGGCUUUGCUGUGGAGGAUAAGGAGUUAGUGGCAGAGAAAACCAGUGACACAGUAAGGACCAGUGCUCCCUUACGAUUAGAAGAAAAAGUAGAUGUAUUGGAGUGGACGUGGGUUGAGCUUGCCAUUGAUGAAACGGUAGAUGUUGUCAUCUGCAUGCUGUAUAAUCCUGGAGAGUUUUAUUGUCACAUUCUUAAAGAGGAUGUUUUAAAGACCCUCAGUGACUUGAAUAAAUCAUUAGCCGAAUAUUGCCAGCAGAAGUCACCUAAUGGUUUUAAGGCAGAAAUAGGACAACCUUGCUGUGCCUUUUUUGCAGGUGAUGGCAACUGGUAUCGUGCUUUAAUCAAGGAAAUCUUACCAAACGGUAAUGUGAAAGUGCACUUCGUGGAUUAUGGGAACAUCGAAGAAGUUACCACAGAUGAACUCCGGAUGAUACCAUCCAAGUUCUUAAGACUUCCAUUUCAAGGAAUACAGUGCUGGUUAGUAGAUAUACAGCCUAAGAACAAACACUGGACUAAGGAAGCCAUAGCAAGGUUUCAGAUGUGUGUUAGAGGCACAAAGCUCCAGGCCAGAGUGGUGGAAAUGACCGAAAAGGGAGUGGGCGUUGAGCUUACUGAUCUUUCCACUUCCUACCCCAAAAUAAUUAGUGAUAUUCUGACUAGUGAACACCUGGUUUUAAGAUGUGGCUCACCACACACCUACUUGCGAAACAGGAGACCGGCUAGUAAAUAUAAUCACCAAACUGACACCCAGGAGCUUCAAGGUAACACCCCGGUCUCUUCAGCAGAUCAGUGGAAGACGAUAGAAUUGCCAGUUCACAAGACUGUGCAGGCAAACAUACUAGAAAUCGUAAACCCAAAUUUGUUCUACGCUGUGUCGUCUGAGAUGCCAGACAAUCAAGAAAAACUGAGUACAUUGACAGCUGAGUUGUUAGAGUACUGCAAUUCUCAGAAAAGCCGGCCAUCUUAUAGACCAAGAAUUGGAGACGCAUGCUGUGCCAAAUACACAAGUGAUGAUUUCUGGUACCGGGCAAUUGUGUUGGCAACAUCAGACUCCGAUGUGAAAGUGCUCUAUGCAGACUAUGGGAACAUCGAAACCCUGCCUCUUUCCAGGGUGCAGCCAAUUCUCGCAAGCCACCUGGAGCUACCUUUUCAAAUUAUUAAGUGUUCACUUGAAGGACUGACAGAACUGAAUGGAAGCUGUUCUCAAUUAAUGAUAGAGCUACUAAAAAAUUUCAUGUUGAAUCAGCAUGUGAUGCUUUCUGUGAAAAGGAUCGCGAAGAAUGUUCACACGGUGUCUGUGGAGAAGUGUUCCGAGAACGGCACUAUCAACGUAGCCGAGAAGCUGGUGAUGCAUGAUCUGACACAAAACAUGGCACUGAAGCCAAGUGCUCUCAAUAAAGACAAGACACAUGGGAGGAAUUGUUGCUGCACAGAGUUACAGAAGCAGGUUGAAAAACAUGAGCAGAUUCUUCUCUUCCUCUUAAACAAUCCAACCAACCCAAGUAAAUUUAUUGAAAUGAAAAAUCUGCUAAAAAGGUAAAUAACAGUGUCCUUUCGAAGCAAAUGCUUAGGAGGAAAGAAACAGCAGUGACUUAAGAGAGAAGCACGGCACAUUGUGUUUUUGUUCAUUGGAAUCUUUUUUCUUCCUCCGGUUUUUCGUUAAUGAUCUUUUGUGCCUCCACUUAUUCCCUUACUUUGUUCUGUUAGGUUGGUUUGUUUUCUUUUUUCUUUUUCCCUCCAAGUUCUUCCCACCAAAUCUUGUACAAAAGAUUCAUCCUGGCACUCCGGAGGCCAAAGCAGAAGGAUUAUGAAUUCCAGGCCAGUCUGAGCCCUACAUAGUGAGACCCUGCCUAAAAAUAAAAAACAAGAACAAAAUUUAAAACAACAACCUAGAAGAUACACACACACACACACACACACACACACACACACACACACACACACAGAGAGACAGUUCAUGGAAUUCUACGAAGGUGUAGAGAGGGGCUCCCUGCUAUACGUAUGACUCUCUUAUCCUUUGGACCAUGCUAGGGGUUGAACUCAGGGCCUCAUGCAUGCUAGGCAAGCAAUCUUACCUCAAAACUAUAGCCCCAGGCCUGUAACCUUGGAUUACUUAAAAAUACUGAAGGAAUAUAGCUCCAUGCUAAUGUCCAAUAAGUCUAAUUUGUGAAUUCAUUAGUUUCAUUAUUUCCUCUAUGUUUGAAGUAUUUCCUAGUGUUCCCGUGUCAUCAUUCGCCUCUUCCUGCCCACUCCAAGGUCACCAGCGUCUUCUCUCCAUCCUUGAUGCUUUUGGCCACAAAGUCUGGCCUGGAUUCUGGACUGAUCCAUUGGAGGGGGAGGGGGGCUUUCUGCUCCUGCCAUCCACAUGUCCUUCCAAAGCUCUAGCCAGUCAGACUUUGGUUGUAAAAAAAAAAAAAAAAAAUUUACUGUUUCGUGACCCACACCUGUAGUUACCAAUUUAAGUUUAAAAGCUGAGUUUGAGUAAAUAUUUUCUUGAUGCAAAAAUUUUUAGUUAUUUUUCUAAGAAUUAUGGGCCGGCUGACUUCCCUGCCAGCCCCAAAGUUUCUAUUUGAGAAUGUUCAUGUAAUUUAAUUUCCAGACUGUGAUAACCUAAGAUGUCUCCCACUCAGAGUACAUAGU
Messenger RNA from Perognathus longimembris pacificus (Pacific pocket mouse), 4705 nucleotides. It is a transcript of the gene Tdrd1, whose product is annotated as tudor domain containing 1. The record is from RefSeq and is a predicted model, not a curated record. The transcript is spliced from 26 exons. Bases 51 to 3605 code for a protein of 1184 amino acids. Lineage: Eukaryota; Metazoa; Chordata; Mammalia; Rodentia; Heteromyidae.